Messenger RNA from Pelobates cultripes (western spadefoot toad), 43143 nucleotides. NCBI's taxonomy places the organism in Eukaryota, Metazoa, Chordata, Amphibia, Anura, Pelobatidae. The record is from the annotation of a GenBank genome assembly.
UGUCGCUUCUCGCUGGUUAAGAUGGCGGCGGCCUGGGCUGCGGCGGAGGCGCGGAGCCAGAGCCCGUGAAUCGGUGAUUCGGGAGCCGCCGCCCCCCCGGCCUUGAGGUGACAGGGCGCCGCCUGGGAGAAGCCGGGGCCCGGGAGACGAGGCCGCACGUUCGGAGGACACAGAGGGCGCGGGAGGGAUGUGACCGGGCCCCCGCCGGCGGUCCAUCCCGGGGGCGGAUCACCAGACACCGGGGAUGGGCCAGCAGGUAGGCCGCGUGGGGGGAGACGGACCCACCGCUCCGCCACCGCCCAGGGGGAACAGGAACACCGGGACCAAAGCCAGCAUCCACCCCGGAGCCGGGGGAGCGGGGGCCGGCAGCCGCAGGAGGGAGACCACCGGCAAGAAUAACCCCGAGACCGGGUUCAACAUCUUCACCCAGCACGGUGAGUGACAUAUAUAUACCGCCAUAGCGAGAGAACCGAGAGCUAUACACCGGGCACAGGGCAGGGUGAUAAUACACCGGGCACAGGGCAGGGCGAUAAUACACCGGGGGCAGGGUGAUAAUACACCGGGGGCAGGGUGAUAAUACACCGGGGGCAGGGUGAUAAUACACCGGGCGCAGGGCAGGGUGAUAAUACACCGGGCGCAGGGCAGGGUGAUAAUGCACAGGGUGAUAAUACAACGGGCACAGGGUGAUAAUAGACCGGGCGCAAGGCAGGGUGAUAAUAGACCGGGCGCAGGGCAGGGUGAUAGUAGACCGGGCGCAGGGCAGGGUGAUAAUAGACCGGGCGCAGGGCAGGGUGAUAAUAGACCGGGCGCAGGGCAGGGUGAUAAUACACCGGGCACAGGGCAGGGUGAUAAUACACCGGGCGCAGGGCAGGGUGAUAAUAGACCGGGCGCAGGGCAGGGUGAUAGUAGACCGGGCGCAGGGCAGGGUGAUAGUAGACCGGGCGCAGGGCAGGGUGAUAGUAGACCGGACGCAGGGCAGGGUGAUAGUAGACCGGACGCAGGGCAGGGUGAUAGUAGACCGGACGCAGAGCAGGGUGAUAGUAGACCGGACGCAGGGCAGGGCGAUAGUAGACCGGACGCAGGGCAGGGUGAUUGUACACCGGGCGCAGGGCAGGGUGAUUAUACACCGGGGCAGGGUGACUAUACACUAUACAAUACUUUGUAAUAUACAUAUAGCCCUACACAGGGCAGGGUGAUCAUAUACUGUACAAUAUACAUCUGCUGUAAACAGGGCAGUGAUAAUAUGCUGUACAAUAUACAUAUAGCUCUACACAGGGCAGUGUGAUAUACUGUACAGUAUACAUAUAGCUCUACACAGAGCAGUGUAAUAAUACACUAUACAGGCUACCUAUGGCAAUACACAGGGCAGUGUGAUAAUUAUACUGUACAAUAUAUAGCUCUACAGGGCAGUGUGAUAAUACACUACAGAGGUUUCCUAUGGCUCUACACAUUGUAGUGUGUUAACAUACUGUACAAUAUACAUAUAGCCUUACACAGGACAGUGUGUUACCAUAAUGUACUAUAUACAUAUAACCUUAGAUAGGGAAGUGUUAAGUCCUAUGGCACAUACAGCUCUACACAAAUCAGUGUGUUAACUUUCUGUACAAUAUACAUAUAGCCAUACACAGGGCGCAGUGUUACUAUACUGUGCAAGACAGAUAUAGCUCUUUGUAGUGCAAUAUGUAAACCUUAUGUACUGGUCACAUAUAGGUAAUAGAUUAUUACUAUAGAGGGCAGGGCAUAUACAGCUUUAAAUAGGGCGGAGUAUUAACUUACUGUGCAAGACAUAUAUAGCCUUACAUAGGGCAAUGUAGUGAUACUCAAUGCAGCGGAUAUUUAGCUCAACAUUGGACAGUGUGUUUUCAUAUAGUCCAAUGCACUUAUAGACCUUAAUAGGCAGUCUGUUAAUACAUGCCGGGCACAUAGAUCCUUACUGAGGAUGGCAUAUUCUCAUGCUAUAUAGCAGGGGUCCCCAAUCCCAGGGCUGUGGACUGGCGUCAGUCCGCAAGAAUUUAUUGCCGGUCAAUGAAAAAGCUUUCACGUGACGCCGCAAGAUAUUUCCCCGAUUUCUUAUGAUCAUAGCACCGGGAAAUGUGCCUCCCUGUCCCCUGCCGGCUCUACAGGACCGGAUGGGAGAUCAGAGAUCUCCCUCUCCGGCCCGCUCUCAGUGUCACGCUGGCAUUGGAGGGAGGGAGAGAGGACCCGGGGGAGUGCUAACCUGCAGCUCCGUCUACUUCUCCUCUCGCGAGCUUGGAGCAUUCUCGCGGUUACCACGGCAACGCUCCGAAUUUCGUGCGAGUGAAAUCUAGCAGCUCCUGAUGAAGCUAGAGUUCACUCUCACCACUGGGACCACCAGGGAUUGCAGAUAGGGGGGAUGUCAAAAAUAAAAUAAAAAAAAUUAAUAUAUAUAUAUAUAUAUAUAUAUAUAUAUAUAUAUUUUUUUUUUAAAUAAAAAUAUAUAUUUAUUAAUCUACUCCCCAACCCCACAGACCCACAACCAUUCUCCCCUAUACACACACACACACACACAAACUGCAUCCCUAACACAUACCAUUGGGUUUUAUUUCUGGCUGAUGCCGGUCCACAAAAUAUUUCUCCUCUUUUCGCCGGUCUCCGGGUGCUAAAAGGUUGCAAAACACUGCUAUAGAGGACACAUAAAGUCCUGUACAGUGCACUAUACAAAUUUAGUAUCAAGAACAUAUAUAACUAUAUAUUGGGCACUCUUAAUAUACAAUAGAUGGCACACAUAGUCCUGCAUCGGACUCUUGAUAUUGAUGGCUCAUAUAGCCUGACAUAGGGCAUACUGUUAAUACAUUAAAUAGAGCACUAUCCUAGAUUGUGUAAGAUAAUGCAUUAAUAAUUCUACAUAGAGCUUUCUAAUACUUUUAUUCUGUUCCAUUGGAGAUGCUGACAAAACCUAUAGACUUGGUAUGCAUUUUUGACUGGGUGGGAAACUGCUGCUCUGCAGUAAUAUCAUUGGCUCUGUGGUGUUAGAGAAACUGAGCAUCACUGGGAUGUUGACUUUUAUAAUGCCAAAGGUUAACCAUCAUUAUUGCUGAUCAUCAUGGGAAAUUAAUUUCCUCAGUAGUUGAAAUGUAGUUAUUUGAGGUGAUUAUCAUGGGAAAUGUACCAGAAGUUAUCAUUCAUUUUAUUAUUGUAGGGAUAAAGGGCCAAUUUGUGGCUUCACAGCCGGUGUAGAAUUGCAACCCCUGUAAUGUUUUGACAGCUCUUAGUUGAACUUUUACACACUAGCUUUGGGGUGGUAACUUUUUGGGACACCCCUUUACUUGUUUUACCUUAAAGAUGCCUUGGACAGGAAAAAAUAUUUAAGUGAAUCCUGAGGGUUGGAUUAUUACUACACCUUUUAAUGCAUCAAAACGGCAUAUGAACCAUAUCAAACCGAUACUUGUACACAUGUACUUGUCUCCAACUCUCUACUUUUCCUUUCUACCUAUCUCUUGAAGGCAAGCACCCUAGACCUGCAAGUUGGCAGGAGAGGAAAGUCAAAUAAAAACACGCCAACAUUCUGCAGAACGCAGAAGGGAGCGGGUACGCAGUUGCAUACCCCAAGAAGCGGGGGGACUGGCACUCUACUCCCUAAGCCUAACCCUUCACAUCAAAGCUUUUGUAUAUAGUUAAUAUUGCUUGCCACCUACACCAAAAUUCCAGACGAAGACACCCACAGAAAACUCGAUGUAUAUAACAUGCCUAAACUGACAACUGUCAUUUGCAUUCUGUUAACCAUUGUAUGACACUGCGCUGUCACGUACAUAAAUGUAACCGCUUCCAUGUUUACCAUCUACUUCGUCAAACCAAAAAUAAAGAAUUAAAAAAAAAAAAAAAAGGCAUAUAUUAAUAUAUGUUAAAGAAAAUUCACCAAAGGUGAUGUCCCUUCCCCAAGUUCUCGUUUUAGUCCUGUGAGGUCCACUUUAUGCACUAAGUGACUAACAUACUGAGAAAAGUACUGCAAAUGUACAUAUCUUCCUUAAAAUUAUUAUGGGCACUGGCUGCAUGCUCAGUAGUGAGUUUACAUCUGUUAACGGACUUCAUCCUCUUUGCUAAAACAAAGGUAGUGUCAAAAAGACAUGGAGGAAAGGUACAUUUUUACUGAUCAGAGAACAAGUGUUGUUCUAUAUACAGAACAAACCAUUUUCUUUGUUUUCACUGUGUAACACAAGUAGGCAGAGAUGCCUGAAAUGUACAAAUAGGUUGUGGUGGUGACAGUUACAUAGCUGAUAAACGGCGUGCCCAUCAAGUUCAGCUUUUCUCACAUUUGUUUUUGCUGUUGAUCUAAAGAACAAAAUCGAGUCUGAAGCACUUCCAACUUUGCAACAAACUAGGGAAAAAAAUACUUCUUGACCAGAGAAUGACAGUCAGAUAUCUCCUUGGAUCAAGAUACUAUUAUCCCACUAAUUAAAAAUUAUAUCCUUGAAUAUUAUGUUUUUACUAGUAUUUAGCCAAUUUGCUGUUUAAACAUCUCUAUAGACUCUGAUAAAACCACCUCUUCAGGCAGAAAAUUCUACAUCUUUUAUUGUUCUUUCUGUUAAAAAAAACAAAAACCCUUUCCUUUGCCUUAGACUAAAUCUCCGGUCUAAAUGUGUGUCCUUGUGUCUUAUGUAUAGUCCUGUUUAUGAAUAGAUUUCCAGACAAUGGUUUGUAUUGGCCCAGAUUAUAAUUUUUAUAAUGCUACUAUAUCCCCUCUGAGGCACUAUUUUUCCAAACCGAGGAGAUUUAAAAUGUGUUAAUCUUUCUUCGUGGCUAAAAUGCUCUUUUCCUUUUUUAUUAAUUUUCUAUCCAUCAUUAGAACAAGUGCCAACAAUGGCACAUCAUAUCCAGAUGUGUGAGGGCAGCUACGUGUUAUAGUUACAUGGUGUGUACUGACUUUUUAAAAAUCUUUACAGACCGACUGUGUAGGAAAGCAUAUAGAAGUUUUCUUUCUAUAGCUUGCCUCUGAUAGAUCGGAUUGGGUAUCUAAUGCUGUAAUCUAGAACUAAGCUUUUGAUAUUUUAUUAUUUGCAAAGUGUAACAGAGAAAUGUCUGGCAGGCAGAGUGCUAUAUUCAAUGGAUUAAUAAUUAACUGCCUCUGGCAUCUCUAGUGCAUUUAAUAUAGGGGGCUGAGUAAUGCAGGACACUUAGGAGGUAUGUUAACUGGAGUCUGGCAUUUUGUUUCAUAUAUGGUGUACAGGCUUCUUCUUUUUUUUAUUUUUUUAUAUUGACAUCUGUCAGUGGUAACCCACAGAAUAAUGAAGGGCCAGCAUAGAUGCAGUACCUAAUGGUUUGCUAUGUGCCCACCUAAAUAUCUCAUAAAAAAAAAAAGUUAAAGGAAAAGCGCACACAAAUAUAAACACUGUUUUAAAUUUUUACAACGCUGCUUAAAAUCACCUAUCUUAGCAAACAAAUAUGGGUAUUCUGUUACAGCAUAUGGCCAUAUUGUGUUAAGCCCACCACUGUCACAGUACCCCAAUAUCGGUGGGUUUUACACUAAUUUCAACAUGGAAGAUUUACAUGCUAACUAGCAAUACUUGCUUGCAGUUUAAACUGCUUACAGAGAUUUCUCAGUUUAUGCUUUUCUGUAGUCACCCCCUAAGGGGCACCAUAAAUAUCUCCACAUGGACUUUGAGUCCCUCUUGGGCAUAGAUAUUUGUGUGUCUGUGUUUGUUGCAUGUAUGUAUAUAUCAGUUUAGAAUACAAAAUGUAUGGGGUUUUUUUGUUGUUGUUUUUUUUUUAUUCCAUUCAACAAACAGGCAUGUCAACGUUUCCUAAUAAAAGAUAAAAAGCAAAGAGAAACCAGUCUACUUGCUUUUAACCAGGAGUUGAUACCAACACACAGAGUAUUGUGUGUGUGUGUAAAAGAAUAUAGAUGAAUUAGCUAGUAGCAUACAUAGUAUCAAAGCACCAUGGAUAAAUAAAACCAGACCUUAGUCACAGCUGAGUAAAUGUAUCUCACUAGAUACAGUUUAUAUUUAACAGUGCAUAAAAAAAAUAGUCCACAGUAUCAGUUUAGGUAGAAAGUAAAAAAUUAUAGUUCAGAGAUCAGCCCAAAAGUGUCUAUUCACUGUUAGCUCAUAUAUAUGGUAACUGGCUUGUAUACCCUCUAUGGAGACAGCAGGGGAACUGGCCAAUUGGAGCUAUAUAUAUUCUAGUAACAGACUAGUAUAUUGAUCAAAUACUAGUGUGAUACAUAGAAAAUAGUAUUAUAUAGGUAGAUGUGUGAGAAAGACAGUUCUACACCUAUUGUCAUUGAAAAUCCUGAAAAAAAAGUUAUCUUCUGGUGUCAAUCAUUGAACUGUACCAUACAUAGUUCAGAUGCAUCAGAUUCUUCUUGUAAAAGACUUUAUUAAGCUUAAAAAAUGCGUGUAUAAAAUAUGAAAAAAUAAACAAUCCCUCACAGAUGGCAUAAAGAAAGGGGGAACCUUCCUCCCAGCAGUCUGUAUACUCUAGAAAUGCUGUCUCAUCAGAGCCGGCUUCAGAGUCCUUGUUGGUAACUGCUCGUCGGGGAGAUCCACUGCGUGCGUUCCACUUUGCUUCGGUAUGCGUUCCACUGUGAGUGUGGGGAUGUCCUGUCACUUAAUCGGAGGAACAUGUCAACGUUUCCUACCUUCUUCGGUCCUUUAUGAAGAAUAUAUAUACAUAUUAUUUAUACCAGGGCUUGACAAAUUUACUUGGGAUCUAGGAGUUUUUUUAUUUUUUUAUUUUUUUUAAACAAAGCAAGCUUUUUCAAUGACAAAUCUUAAAUGGACACUAAAGUCACCAGAACCACUACAGCUUAAUGUAGUGGUUCUUUGUCUAUAUCCUGUGCUUUUUCAAAGAAAAGACAAUGUUUGCAUUGCUGCCUAGUAACACCUCUAGUGAAAGUCACACGGUCACUAGAGGUGCUUCCUAGUCCAGUGUGCAUAGAAUGCAGCACUUACGUUCAGCGUCUCCACAAUUUACAUGGGGCCACUGCAUGUCCCCUAGAAACGCAUUGAUUCAAUGCAUCCUCUGUGAGGAGAUGCUGAUUGGUGCAGUGUUUUGCUGUACAUGCGCUAUAGUCUCCCUGUGCUUUCCUAUGAGAUAGCAUUGGAUAUUCUGAGAUCUUUAAAACUGAUUGAUUAUCUCAGCCAUUGAGGCAGGGCGAGCUGCGUCAAGACCAGCACAGUGUGUGGGGAAAAAAAGGUGAGUAAAAACACAUAUCUCAUGCAAUUGAAGGGGGGCUGGUCGCACACACAUUUUCCCAUACACCCACAAAUUAUUUUAUUGCAAUUAAAGUCCGUCCAGUGUGGCUGCUGUAAUCUUCAAGCUCUUGCUCUGCUCCCUCGCGUGCGAUUUGGUGAUGCUGGGUCUGGAGUGACGUCAUAUUCUGACUCCAGAUGUCACUGCAGGGCGCAGUAGGUUAAAUAAUCUGCAUUAUGCUGCUUUAAUAUAUAACUGAGAGGUUGAUGCCUCUUUAAUAUGUUUACUGAGACCUUUGUGUCACUUGGCACUCAUUAGCCAAUGAAUUCCAUCCAGUGGCAGGCAGAACUUGUAUUGCUAAUGCUGAAGUAUUAGCUAUAUAUGUGAAGAGGGGCUGCACUGCAGGCACCCAGGGGACCUUGGUAAGUGUCAGACUGUUUAAAAUGGUUUGGCUCUUAACAGUAUAAUGGUGCCAGGGAUUUCCUGGCAGCAUAACCACACUAGCAGGUUGUAAUGUUUAUGGUGGUUACACUGUUCCUUUAGCUGAGUUGAUGUUCCAUCAUUUAAACUUGUGACGUUAAACAAAGUUGUGGGUAAGUUGCCAACUGAAUUCCAAAAAUGAACAUCAAAAUAAGAAAUGGAAAUAACAUACUUGCUUCUUGACUUAUCUAAUUUCACUUUCAAUCAAUCAUCACUUGAUUAAAGUUUAUCUAGCCUUACGUCAAGCGGAAUUCUGUAACUUUAGUUUUCUUAGUUGAAAAAUGUGAGUGCAAUGCCCUGCCUCCAGCCUUAUAUUGCUUAUAUGAGCAUCAACACAUGUAAAGCCUCACAGUCCUUUGACUGCUAAGUGUAAUUUUUCAAUUUUUUACACACUACUUAAAGGACCACUAUAGGCACCCAGACCACUUCAGCUCAAUGAAGUGGUCUGGGUGCCAGGUCCAUCUAGGAUUAACCCUGCCUGCUGUAAACAUAGCAGUUUCAGAGAAACUGCUAUGUUUACAAAUGGGUUAAUCCAGCCUCUAGUGGCUGUUUCAUUGACAGCCGCUAGAGGCACUUCCGCGCUUCUCACUGAUUUUCACAGUGAGAAGACGCCAGCGUCCAUAGGAAAGCAUUGAUAAUGCUUUCCUAUGAACUGGCUGAAUGCACGCGCGUUUCUUGCCGCGCAUGCGCAUUCAGCUGAUGACGACCGAAGGAGGAGGAGAGUCCCCAGCGCCGAGGGAGCCCGGCGCUGGAGAAAGGUGAUUGUUUUAUCCCCCUUCAGCCCGGUGGGAGUGGGACCCUGAGGGUGGGGGCACCCUCAGGGCACUAUAGUGCCAGGAAAUUAGUUUGUUUUCCUGGCACUAUAGUGGUCCUUUAAAUAUUGGCAUUUUAAAUCUCUACAAAUCAGUGUAGUAUCCUUUGUUCUGGUGAACUUGAAACAUAACAAAAUUGUAUGUUAACCUGCAAAAAUCGGGUGAAUUUGUUUUGCAAAUUUGACUUCUACUGGAGUGAAACCGGUUAAAAUAAUUUGUCUGAUUAAUAUUCACAAGAGUCACUUGUGAAAACCAUUGAUUUAUAAAGCAGGCAUUAGAUGCUACCAAGUACGAGAUCGUGAUUCAAUUGAAAUAAUCAAAUUUCAAAGGAUUGGCAUUUAGUAAAUGAGAAUUACAAGUUUGAUUAUUUGCUAGAUUAGCACUGUUAAAUUGUAAUAUGUAAAAAGCACUUUAAUCACCACAGAGUGCUUUUAAUUUAUGAACAUUGCAAAUAGUUUGGGGGGGCGGAGCCUGGAGCUGAACCGGACCGGACGCCAUCUCUCCCAGCUCCGUCGAUCGCACACACACAAUCUAGGCAAUAUCCUGGAGACUAGCCGCCAUCCGACGGUGUAAGCAUCAGCUACAGCCUGGGGACACCACACCGAAUCCCCAGAUGCCCUUCCAGUACUCCCCGAAGCAUCUAAAAGGAAGACGCAGGACCGGGGCCUACCACACACCCGCCAACCGCGACCUCGAGUUUCUCUGGGGCGGGGACCCCGCGGGAAACACAGCAGAGUGGUGGCCGACCCUUACAUCACCUGCUAACACAGCAAUGGGGCGUAGAAAUCAGAAGAGUACCCCCAGUAACGCUCCAGAACAGAGGGACAUAGGAGCUAUGCUCCAACGGCACACCUCCGCCAAGAUGGCGGCCGCGGAAGGCCCGACCUCACCAGAGGCUCCCCACACAGAGGCAUCUGCAACACUUCAGCUGCAGAACACAACAGAGAGCUCACAGCAACAGCCCACAGCAUCAGCAGGUAACUCUGAACCUGCAACCAAACAGGACCUCCAAACCCUGUACACUAUGCUGCAGGACAUUCAAAACCUCCUCACUGCGGACCUGCCUAUCCUAAAAUCAUCCCUACAUCAACUAACAGGCAGAAUGGAGGCAACUGAAGCAAAUAUUAAGGAGCUAAGCCAAGAAACCUCCACCAUGCAGGCAUCUAUACUCCAACUACAAGCAGCCCAACAGGCCCUUACACUACAGGUGGCAGCGCAGGAGGACAGGUACCGCCGCAACCACGUAAAAAUAAGGGGCAUCCCGGCCACGGUCCCCCAAGAGGAACUGCCACACUACGUCAGAAGGCUGCUGGCUUCAGUACUGCCACCUGCUACUGCUAAAAAAAUAACCAUCGCUGGGCUAUAUCGAAUACCAACGUCUACCUCAACUACCGCCAAAAUGCCCGGCGACGUCAUACUCCGCUGCGCACUACCUCAAGACAAGGGGCAAAUAAUGGCAGCGGUAAGAAACAAGACUCCACUGCCCUUUGAAGAUUCGCAACUGUCCUCUUACCAGGACUUAUCCAAGGCCACACUACAAUGGCGAAAAUCCCUGAACCCUGUCACCACCCGACUGCGGGCAGAAGGAGUGCCCUACAGGUGGGGAACACCACGAUCCCUCCUUGUCUCAUACAAGGGGUCCACGCAACGGCUAACUAUGGGGACUGAUAUCCCAGCAUUCCUUGCAGCUCUAGACAUGCAAGAGGCAAUGGUAGCACCAACGGACUCAAAUCGCGCUCACGGAUGGGACCCAUCCAGAGUGGUACCAUUUGUGCCAAGAACUGUAGCCGACUGCCCACCUGAUUCCUGACUGGCAGGGACAUUUCCAGCCCGGUCCAAACCUAACGGAGGGACUCACUGAUCCGGCAGCCCUAGGCUGCAAAGUUGCAGAGAUGUAAAGUUCUGCUUGUUCUUGUGUUACCUUUUUUUUUAUGCCGUAUGUCUAUGUCCCUUGCGGUAGAAUCCCCAUUAAAGGACACAAUUUUCAGCCUGGGCCCACUGGGCAUAGAGACACCAGGCUCACUACACCCAAACACUCACGAAGCUGCUCCAUCUAUGGCCAUAGUCCGGUUACAUCUAGCCACACAUGACCAAUCAUUGAAGCGCACACACCCCCCCACCCCGCUACCCCCUUGGUUAGGGGCUAUGCCCCUCUCGAGAGGUCAACCAUGCACAAAUCAUCCCCCCCACCCCACCCUGGGGAGGAGGGCAAAGCUUACACCACCGACACUCAAGUGCAGAUAUCGCUUGAUUUAACUAAGUUAGACAUGUUAUUAAACCUCUUGUGAUCAAAACCCAUGCUAAUGUAACAUGUUUUUGCUACCAUCCUGUUCUGAGCGACAUUAUUUUAACAUUAUAAAAUGUGCUGAUAAGUUCAUUGUUCCAAUUGUUAAGUCUGAAAAAUAUGCUCGGGGAAUGCUAUUGGAGCACCAUGAGCUUGCUUGUUAUCAACUCAAAGCACGAUAAAAAUAAAGAAUAAAAAAAAAAAAGAAAAAAACAUUGCAAAUAGUUUGACUCUUAUUGUGUCACUUGCUGUACUAGGCAUCUGCAGUCCAUCUGGUCUGAGCUGCUAUGAUUAAGCAAAGGUUCAUACCUUUGUAAUAUCAGGUUUAGGCAGUAUAAGUGUCAGUUGAUGGCUUUCAUCCAAUGAAUACUGGCUAAAUCUGGUAUGAGUUCGGAUGAUGUGGUAUGAGUUGGUAAGAUAAUGUCGAGUUAGAAACAUGUAAUAUGUACUUCCACUUUUAUCAGAUCAACUCAGAUAGGAAAGACCAUUGGUAUCUUACACAGUAAGGCAAGCAUGUCAAACUCAAAGGCUAAAUACACGAGGUUUAAGUUUGUGAACCACACAAAAAAAAACAUUUUUUUCGACCGAUAUUUUUGGCCAAUAUUCCAAAUUUCUUUUUUGUUUGUAAGUAUCGGCCAAUAAUCACCGGUAAUACUGAUAACGAGGUGGGCUUGCGCGUCCAUAAGGCGGCACAAACGGCUUUCUUAGGGCGCACAGGCGGGGGGGAGCUAGAAUAGAGUAACCGGCAGGAGGUGGGCGCACAGCAGCUUAGUGAUACCGGGCCGAAAUAUAACCUCAUAUCUAGGCCCCGGUCUCAUUAAGUGGCGUGCGGGGGAGCAGAGCAGAAACAUCACAGCUCCCUCACCGCCCUUCUAUUUGCGUAGCUAGCUGCCCAACUCCACGACCACCCAGCAAGCAGUCUUCCUAGAAAAUCCCUUAACUUGCCGCUGGCCACCCACCCGGCUUGGAGUUAAGGGGCUUGCAUAUCCCAUAUUGUCGUGCCCUGCUUUACUCCCCUUGUGUAUCUAGUGUCCUGCGUCUAUAUCCCCACUUGCGCCGUCCGCAGCAUGUAACAAAGCCGAAACUCCUCGAAGGCAGACCUGGUAGACUUCACAUCAGGACGUGACGGUGCAUGCCUCCGUCCGCCUCCUUCGCUCCCCCUGCUUCAAUUAAUCUCCGCCUGCCACCCACCUCCAGGUGACCGGAGCAAUGAAUAUCUUUGCCGGGCCGCAAAGAUAUUCAUUGUGGGACGCAAGUUUGACAUCCAUGCAGUAAGGUAAGUGUAAAGGCAUUCAUUACCAGUUUGGUUACUUCUUUUCUGAUCCUCAUCCUUUUCUAGUUUCAGUUCAUCUGAUAAAAUUGAAAAAUAGUAUGCUGUAGUGAUUAUGGUACUUGUUGUAGCUUUAAUUCUGCUCCAUACGCCUUUCUAAUACACAGCAUGGCAAUAUGUUAAACAUUUAUUUGAAAUGCAGCGGGUUAAAACCUCAAGGGUCUUUUCUUAUGGACCGUUUUCUUUUCAUUUGAAGUUUUUAUCUAGUUUCAUUGUGACAAGGAUUUACAAAUCCCAGGGCUCUGAGAAAUGUUUCUGCCAGUGUCUGUCUUGUCAACCUUAUGCUGUUAAAUACUUUGUUAUUCACUAGUGAUAUUUUAAAAUAAUCAGAUGCACCCGUAAUGCUGUUUUGAGCAACAAAUACCCAGGUGGGUGUCUGGUUUUAUGACCGUUCCUAAGCUGGAGAUGAAAGCUUGGGAUAAUUGUACUAGUAAAAUACAAACAGUUAUUGUUCAAACACAGACAUCAUACAGUGAGUGUCUUGUGGUUCAGAAAUGUUUCAUCAGGACAACUCAUUGAUGUAGUCUGGCCACAGGGCUACACUAGUUAUGACUUCUUUCAUUUGUGUUUUUGAUGCAUUUAUUACAUUGGAGCAUCAGCUUGAUGUUUACAGAAGUAAAAAAAUAAUAAUAAUCUCUAUAGGUCUCCUGGCACAACCACUGCAAUGGGAUAUCAUUAUGGCAGUGCAGGUUUUUCUGUCCUUUAGUCCUGUCUCAGGCAAGCGGCAUGCCGGCUGUUCUAGGUAGGACAGUGUAUGGGCUGCUAGUGUGAGGGCUGUACCUCUGACUGGUAAUCACUCCCUCGCAGUCCAAAUUUAAAUAUGGAUGUCAUGUAUAGCUGUAAUAUUGAAGCAAGUCUAUUAUAGGAUAGGGUCAGAAUCGGUAGGCUCCAGGAUGAAAACAUUGUUUUUUUUCUUUUGAAACACCCAUUAUAAAUAAGUUACAUAGUAUAUUGCACCUAACAUGUGACUGCCUAGAGCGCUCCUGUAAUUCUGCUGUUUAAAAAUUCUAGGGGUUUUCAUAGACCUUUCACAGGAUGACUGUAAUAAUUAUUGGCACAAUAACGGCAUAUAUUUCCACACAGGUAUCAUGUUGCCAAAUAGAAUCUGAGUUGCUGCUGAUCAGGUAUCUCGGUGAUCGUAAAAUUGAGAAGGUUUCUAAGCCGAAGGACAAAGCUGUGAAUCAGGAUAGUAAUCUGAGAUGGUAUAGUUUCUUUGCCUGUAAGACUCGAGGAUGAAAACAUUAUAUAUGGUGAAUCAUUCUGCAUUGUGUUGGAUCUUUACAUCGAGCACUUGAUGUAUUUGGUAAAGUUGUCUGGGGUCUAGAUUCAGAUUAUAUAAAAAUCGUGGACCAUAAUUAAAUUGGUGAGCAGCUGAUCAUUUCAGUGUUGGUUUCCUACUAACUUUAUAGUGAAAUUGACAAGGAAGCAGACUAUCCCAUAAUGCAGCAAUUUAGAAUUGAGAUUUGUACUAUUGAGACACUUUAUUGAUCCUCUUUAGUAAACCAGUGUUGUAGUGUAGCUGCCUUUCAGAAUGGUUUAACAACAAAACCGUGGUCUGGCUGGCGUCCACUGCCACCAUUUCACGUGGAAUCUCGUGCACUGACCUGAAGCCAGUGCAUAUUAUUUUAAUUCAAGCAAGGUUGGAUUGAGAGAAGGCGAGGCAGGAAUUUGAAGGUGGAUGGUUCUUUGUGACCUGCUUGUGAUGGUAUUAAAAAAAGGAAGAGUUCCAUAUUUGUUCUGUAAAUGCCAAUACGUGUGAGCUCUUGAAAUGAUUAUAUAUGUUUAUAUACUAAAAUGCUUGCUGAACUAAAAAGAAACAUUUUUACAUUCUAUACAACAUCUGCAACCCUUAUUAUGAUGCUCCUUAGGGGGUAUAAUCUGCCCAUUUUGCCAUGGGAGAGUUUAAUACAAAUCAUGCUGUUUUUGUAGCUGGCAAUCAGGAGACGUUUUAUGGUUUUUCUGCUAUUUGUUCUAUAUCCUUUUAUCAUUUAACUUCCAUGCCACUAUUCCUCUUGCGGCAUCUGAUGUUUAUUAGGGUAAUAUGUAGAAGAGUACCAAAAUAUACUUGAAAAAGAAGGGUCUGAUUUCUCACAGUAAUGAUUUAUGUAAUUGUUAUAACUUUUCCUUGUGUUUAAAAUAUGUAGUCGGUAUUCGCAUAACACAAAUUUAAAUAUUGAAUGAAUGAAAGCCUGUCUUUUCUAGUAGUAGAGGAAAUGUGUUGUAUAUUGCAAAUGUAAGACUGUUUAGAAACUUGUGAAUUUGUCAGAAAUUCAAAUUUUACACCAAAAUAGCCACAAAUUCACGCUUUAACGGAUGAUUGUGAACUGCAAAAUUUGGCCCACUUGAUGCGCUGAAGUUAAAUAUGAAAGCAUAAUGUGUGUGUUUUUGUUUAAUGCAGUGAAAAUUGCACCUGGGUAAUUACUUUUUUAAUUUUGUUCUGCUUUUUCUCAGUUUGAAUUUUUUGGCCAAUCAAAGGUAUUGCUCUAAAAAGGAUUCCAAAUGAUUCCAUACAGUAAAUAUGACCGGGUGAGAGUAAAUACCUUAUUGGUGGGGGUGUCAGAGACCUGGGCACCCAUCACCCAUGCACUUGGGAUGUCUGUUUAAUAUAGACAUGCAGUGUUUUCACUGAUUUAAAGGACCACUAUAGUGCCAGGAAAACAUACUCGUAUCAAUUAGUCAGUACAAUCAUUUAGUAUAUUUAUUUUUUCAGUUAUGCCUGGCAAUCAUUCAUAGUGCGCUGUUUAUCAUAGCAACAUUUUGUAUCAAGUCCUACACAUUUUAUUUUUGGUUACAUUUUUAUUUAUUUGUUUUCAUUUUUAUUUUUUUCAUUUGAAUGGUUCGAUUACAAAUUUAUUUAUCUAGCUGACUACUUCAUUCCCAUUGACCAGCUUGCACAAUCGAUCUGCAUAUACUUAUUUUUCUCAGAUAUCUCUGUUUAUUAUUGAUUAUUAGUUAUUAUUGUCGAUCUAAACAAUUUUAAUCAGUUUUUUUCAAUUGGAGCUUUAGACCCAACGGCAUUUUCAGGGUCAUAUUUCUAACUACCAUUGUUUUUGUUAUUCAGCACGUUUUUCCAAUUUUGAUUUCUUACGAUAUAGAUUUAUUGAUAUACUCUUAUCUAUAUCUGAUUCCACUAUUACCUUAAUUAUCAAGAUUAUGGAUAGGCUAUGUAGGCUCUAUUAUGAUUAAUGUCCUAGCAUAUAUUUACUUUAUUACUCCUCUAUCAAUGGACCACUGCACCCAUAUAUCUUUCCUAAAUAGCACAGACGUGUGCUGCGGCUGAGUGUAUUUAUAUUACUCAAGACAUCAGAAUUUACUCUAUAUAAUUAGUUUGUAUCUUUUGUUUUUAACUUUAUAGUAUUCUUGUUGUAUCCAUUAUUACUAUUUAUUCCUUUGAUACUAUUGAUACCUAAUAAACUUUUUUUUUGUUUUUAGACCCUGUGGUCUUUUUACGUGUGCUCUAUAUCUUCAAUUUUUUUAUUUAGAAGUUUAGGCACAGGCUAUUUUCUCCCAAUUUUUUAGGUACACUAUUCCCUUUGUCUGUUAUUAAUUUCCACUAGGGGUUACCCCCCUGUAUUUAGUGUACUUUGGCUGUAUUUGAGUAGUUUUCUUCUAUUCAUAUAUUAUAGGGUUAAGCCCUGCAGACACAGCUGGAGUGACUUUACUGGUGCAUAGAUCACAAGUGGUGUUCCCUUAUCUAUCUGAUUAUUUGUUUUUUUCUUUAGAAAAACUGCAAUGAUUACUUUGCAGGACCAAGACAUCAUCAGACAGCUACUGAAUUCUAACGGAGUCUGACUCUAUUAAAUGACGCUGGACAUUCUCAUCCAUCAUCAGUGAAAACUCUAUAGGAAAGAAUAGACAAUGCUUUCCUUUGGGCAGUGCAUAAUGCGCUUUUGCAACGCAUGCACAUUAGCCCUCCAUGUUUUGUAUAUGGGCAUGAAAUGCAUUAUGAAAACAUUUUUAAACAGUGCACUUUUGCAACGCAUGCACAUUAGGUCCCCACGUCAGAGGAGACAGAGUGCAAACAGAUCGCCGAUGGAUAUUGGUGCUGGAAUCAGAUGAAUAAAUGGAGGUUUUUUUAACACUUUAUCUGCUAUGGAAGUUUGGUGCAAGGGAGAGGGGGACCAAAGGGCACUACAGUGUUAAAAAUACAAAUUUGUAUUCCUAACACUAUAGAAUCCCUUACAAUUGAAGCCAAGGCUACUUAAAGGAACACUAUAGUCACAAGAACAAAUAAUCACCAGGACACUUAGAAUUGGUGAUCUCAGCCAAUCCAGUGCUUUCCAUUGGGAAAGCAUUGUGAUUGGCUGAGAUCGGAGGGGACGGAACCAGCGCCAACGAUCCCAUGUGACAGGAAUGAUAUAUAUCUCUAUCUCAAAAUACAGUUAGAAUAAAAUUACAUAUGUAUAUAGAAUUAAUUUUAUUUAUAGAUUUAAAAAUAUUUUAUUUAUUUUAUUAUUGUAAUUAUACGUAUAUAACUGAUGAAAGUUCCAAGCUAGGAACUGAAACGUUGACUCAUGACAAAUACUAUUGUUAUUGAAUCCAAAUAUAUAUAUUUCAUUCCGAGUGUAUUUUAAUACUAAUAUUCAUAGUUAUAUUAAUAUUAAAAUACACUACGUACGCCGUUGCAUAUAUAUGAUGUACAUAUAAUAUAUAUAUAUUCAUAUUAAAUUAAUUUUAAACAUGUUUAAUUGUAUUUUUUUAACAUUUCCCACCAGCAAGGGGACUGUCUGACAUUCCAGACAGUCCCCCUGCUGGCAGAUCCACAGGCAACUAUACGGGGCCAUGUGAUCGUUCUUUGAGACUGAUCACAUGGCCCCUGGGGGCCUAAUUUGCCGUGGGAGGGCUGUCAGGCAGUCCUACCGAAGUGGAUCGCUGGGAUGGUGAGUAUCCCGGCUCUCCUGGGGGCUUCAGCAAUUAUGGGGUUCUAUGUCGCUAUAACGGCUUUAAAGCCCAUUCUAAUGGGGACGACAUAGAACGCUGUAACGGCAUUAAGGUGUUAACAUGUGGAGGAAUUCUGUUUACACAGCAGUAAACUGCAAAUAGAGACAUUUUAAAGCACAACCAUAGGAAACCACUGAUGCUCUGGAUUAUGUAGAACUUGCUAAUGCAUGGCUCUGAUGUAUGAAUGUUAUAAUUGCUAAAAAAAAAUACUUUGAGAAAUUUGAUGGAGUUUCUGUUUAAUGAAAUUUAAUAUUCAUUAAAAAGUAUUUAAUAAUAAUCUGUGAAGUGUACAUGAAUAUGACAUUGGUCACUCCUGUGAUAACAUUUUUGGAAUACAAAUGGCUCUGGUCUUAUCUCAGUGCCCAGUCAGAUAGGAGAUACGGGGUUAUCAAUUGUUGGGAUUUCAUGGUGCAUUUCAAAAUGUAGGGCAAAAGAGAAUUAGAAAAAUUGUCCAAGUUAAAUGGUUACUCCAACACCUUUUUAGUUAAAAGGAACACUAUACGCACCAAAAAAACUAGCUUAAUGAAGCAGUUUUGGUGUAUAGUUCGUACCCCUGCAGUCUCACUGCUCAAUUCUCUGCCGUUUAGGAGUUAAAUAGCUGAAGUGGAAGUGGUCGUCGGAGUAACCCUUUUAUUUCGUUUUCAAUUUGGCUAUUUUAGGCAUACAUUUUAAAAUCACUUUGAAUUCACUUUGAGUAGUUUAGAGAUCACUGGUUUUGUGUAAUAUAUAUAUUCCCCCUUUUAAUGUUAAAUACACUGCAAAUUCUCGCAGCGGCAGCCAUGCUUUGGCAAAGAAUUUUGACAUUUGGAUUGACAAACUACAAGAAAAAUAACUGAGAUGAUAGGCUUUGCAUUACCAGCGAUUUGAAGAAUGCAAUAUUAAAGGGGGAUCGGACAAUGACAGAAUCGGUUUCCACUGACGGAGAUCUUUAUUCUUAGGAAAACACUGUUUCCUAUUUCACAGCCAGAUAGACUAGGAAAUCACAAUACUGCAUUGUGUAUGAAUGCUUACAUUGUAUACAUGAACAUGGCUAAAAGGACAUUCUGUAUACAUAUAUGUAUGCAAAAUACAUUAUUCAACUGUCACACUGACAGGGUUAUUUACCAACGUGAAUUUCAUAUUUAACAAAUAACAGAAUUUGGAAGUCAGUUACGCUUCCAGUUCAACUAUUUUGGACUAAAAACAGACAUUUACACAAAAGAGUUAGCUCAAUCAUCUGCUUUUAAAAGUGGUCAUGGUGGUAGAAAUCUGUAUGUGCCGUGUCUUAGCUUGAAAAGCUGCACAUACUGAGGUAUCUUCCCUUUUGUGUUGGUAGCUACUUGCACACACAGCACGUUACUUAGGUGAACAAUAAUAUUAAGUGUUUAUGGUGCUUGCUGUGUCCCUUUAACCCCCUAGAGACCAGUCUGUUUUUAAAAUUUCUUACCGUUAAGGACCAGGGCUGUACCCACACAUAUUAUAUACCGUUUUUCUUGCAAUUAGAUUGUCUUUCUAAAGAUACCAUUAUUUUCAUCAUGUGAAAUAAGUUACUAUAAAGUAUAAAAUAUGAUGAAACAAUAUAAAAAAAAAACACACCUUUUAGAACUUUGACCCCCAAAAUCUGUUACGCAUCUACAAUCGCCAAAAAACACCCGUGCUAUAUAGUUUCUAAAUUUUGUCCUGAGUUUAGAAAUGCCCAAUGUUAACAUGUUCUUAGCUUUUUUUGGGGAAAGUUAUAGGGCUAUAAGUACAAUUAGCACUUUGCUAUUUCCAAACCAUUUUUUUUUCCUUCAAAAAUGAAUGCAAUUUACAUUGUAACACUGAUAUUUGUCAGGAAUCCCUGAAUAACCCUUCACAUGUAUAUACUUGUUAAAAGACAACCUAAGGUAUUAAACUUGGGGUAUUUUGACUCUUUUCAUGCAACCAUUUUACCACCAACCUAUGCCAAAUGUAAAAAAUAAAUAAUAAUUGGUUAAUUUUUUUGUCACAAAUAGCAAUUUAAGAAUACAUGUACUGCGAACUUUAAGGGUUAAAAUGUCACGCAGAACUAUUUGUUUUUUUAAUCUUAAUUUCUCACUUUUUAAGAUUUUAUUCAUAUUAUGUUUCACAUAUGAAUAGUUCAUGCGCAAUUAAAGCCCUGUUUCUCCUUAACAAAAUGAUAUAUAAUAAGUGUGGGUGCACUUUGAUAUAAAAAAGGUGAAUUACGGUUUAACAGACAUAUAGCUCAAAUUCCAGUUUUUGUUUACAUUUUGUUUUGAUCAGAACGUAUACUAUUGACUUCGUUCUUGAGGGAUUAACCGCUGGCUACCCCAUGCUUGAGAACCUCCAAUCUAAAAGCAACAGCAAUUUUAGGAGACCUUAGCCCUGGCACUCAUUACAUAUAAUUAGGAAAUGUGUAGUAUCUUUUUAAAUGUAACACUUGUCCAUUCUUAAAAUAUCAGGUUAUUAAAUUAUACAUAAUGGGCUUCUUUCCUUUCUCUGGCAAUUUGAAGUGUUAAAUGGACAGUUCAUGCAGAUAUCUAAGAAAACACUGUUCACCAUUAUUUGAUUAGUAAGAAUUUUAGUAGGCUAAUGUAAUCUUCUUAUUUCGGGCUUAGUUAUUUUUGCUGGCAUGUUCUUGGUAAAUUUAUAAAUCGCUAAAGUCCUCCAUGUUUUGUAUAUGGGCAUGAAAUGCAUUAUGACAACAUUUUUAAACUAGGGAUCAGUAAGCUUUCCACUACACUCUUAUCUCGUCUGCCUUGCCUUAUCAGAGGGGUAAUAUAAUUGAAUUGCCUUCUAUAUCAAGCUUGUGUGUGCAUAGGUGUGGUAAAAGAUUUAAUGCCACCAUCGUAAUCCUCCUCUUCCUCCUCCUCCUCUGUGCAGUGUAAGCAUACCUUUACCUGUAUUUGAGAAAGAGAAAAUAUAUAUAUAUAUAUAUAUAUAUAUAUGGUUUUUUUUUGGCAGAAAAGGCAGUGACUCACCUGUCAUGGGACCUUCGGUGUAAUACAUUGCAGUAAGGGAUUCCCCCUACCCUAAAGCAGCUCCAGGGCACUCAAACAUUGCCCAUGUUGUGAAUCAAGGAGUCUCCUUUUGCCAUGGUUACACUAAUCUGUAGCUGGACAUUUGCCAACCACUUUACUACAUAGCUAUGUACAGCUCAUACAUUCCAUGCGAGUUUAAGGACAAACUCAUCGUGUGCCUCUGAUAACACAUCGAGUACCCCGUUUCAUUCCAUCAGAAGCCUGCCACACCCCUUCCUAGAUGGAUACACUUGAUGAUUCUCAAUUACGUUUUCAUUGCAUUUUACGCCCAAGUGAACUUCGCAGUUGGUGGUAGGGUGUGUGAUGCCACAGUUGUUUUUAAAAAAAAUUAUUUACUGUAUUUUACACCUACAGUUUAUUCUCCCUUAACUUUCAAAUGCUUUAUUACUUUAUGGUUUUCUAUUUAAAUCUCAAUAAUUAUUUGGUUAUUUACAUCGCUAUAUAGGCUAAAAAAAACAAAAAAAAAACCUGCUUUCAUCAUGUUCAGCACAAAUCUGUUUUUGGUGUUGAUCCAAAAGAAGACCAAAAAAAAAACCUGUUUAUUCCAAAAUUGGAAAGUGAUACCAACAACCAAAUCCCUUCUCGACCCCAGGACAAAAUGGCUGUCUCAUCUCGAUAAAGGAAGAAGCUGUUACUCCACAUAUUAAAAAGUAUAUCCCUGAAUAUAUUUUUUUCCAAUAAUUCAUUUAGUUGCUGUUUAAACAUCUGUACGGACUCUUAUAAAACCACAUCUUUAUUGUUCUUACUGUAAAGAACCCUUUCUUCCAGUCUAAAUGGGUGACCUUGUGUCCUAUGUAUAGUCCUGUUUAUGAAUGGAUUUCUAGACGAGAGUUUAUUUGUAUAAUGCAAUCAUGUCCCCUCCGAGGCUCCUCCCUUCCCUUUUUAAAUAAACAUUAGAGGUGUAAAUUUGUUAGUCUAUCUUCGUAGCUAAAAUCUUCCAUUCCUCUUUUUAAAUUUGUAGCCCACCUUUGCACUUUUCUAGUUCCAUGAUAUUCUUCUUUAGAACAGGUGACCACACAUUAAAGGUGUGGUCUUACCCGUGAUUUAUUAAGAAGCAAAAUUCUAUUUUCAGUUCAAGACAUAAUGCCCCCUUUUAAUGCAUGGCAAUGCCUUACUGGUAGGUUCGAGUAUAGCUUGUUUUUUUAUUUAUUUUUUUUGGAUUGUUAUGUUUUUUCCUUUUUCUUUUUGAGGGGGACAAAAGGGAAGGUGGAUUAUUACUGUAUUACUAAUGGCAAAUGUAGUGUGUGUACUGACUUUUUUAAUAUAAUCAAUACAUUGACCACAAUCUUAUGUUCUUUUCUUUGAUAAAAUAUAUUGCAGUUUUUGAUUUCUAAAUUAGUGUUUUCCCAACAUGGAGGCAGGUCAGAGGAAUGAAAAUGCCUAAAUGUGGCAUCUGAUUGGUUAGAUCCCCUCUUGAUACCAGCUGAUAUGAAAAUGACAUCCAAACAGUUAGAGGACAACUAGGCACAGUGCAGGUGAAGUUGCAUUUUUAGUAGCCCAUGCUGAAUAGUUUAUUUAAUCUCUAGUGCUGAAGCAAACCUAAUUUAUUCAAUUUGAAAAAAAGAUAGUUUAUGGCAAUCCAUCACCAUGUAUAAUUUAUUUAAGCUUUAAUUGCAUUCAUUGUGCUUAUGACAUCCUUACUGAGACUCACGUCAAUGUUUUCAUGUUCUGGUUAUGGCAAUUCUCCAAAUGGCAAGUGGUAGUGUCUGAGUCACAUAAAGUCUAACACAACACAAUAGUUCUGUUCUUAUACCACUUUCGAAACGCCAUGCAUUUUUCCAUCAAGUGGUAGUGAUAAAUAUGAUUUUUAUAAUUUUUUAACAAGCUUGUUAAAUGGUACAGGAUGUACUGUUACAUCAGUAUUAUUGAACGUAAACAGGGUUUUGGAAAACGCAGGGUAAAGUUAGAUGACACUCAAGCUUCGGCAAUCAGUUUUGUUGCCAAGCAGACAGCGUUGCCUAUUGCAUCUCUGAAUUUGGCAUGAUGCUUACUGUUACAUUCAUUGUCUAAAGAGUAUAUGGUAGAGACUUUAAAGUACUUAUUGAUGAGGCUGUUGUGCAAAAUUUAUUUUGUAUGACUUUUGAAACGUUCUGGUCACCACAGUUGGUUUAUUUAAUAAAGCACUAUGAAAUCCCAUAAACUUUUUUUUUUUUUUUCUGGUUGGUCUGAAAGUAGCCAAAACAUGUUUCCCUUUAAAGCAGUGGUUCCCAACCCAGUCCUCAUGUACCACCUAAUAGUCCAGCAUUUAGGGAUUACCCUGUUGUGUUUAAGGUGUUUUUAGAAAAAGAAAAACAAAAAAAACACCACUUUAGACACAACAGGGUAAUCCCUAAAUCCUGGACUGGUAAGGGGGUACUUGAGGACUGGGCUGGGAACCACUGCUUUAAAGGAUCGCUUUCGUGUUAGGAAUACAAAGUGUCUAUGAAACUGACAUUUGUUUUCAUUGCUGGGUUAAGGAAAUAGGGACACUGCACCCAGAUUACUUCAAUGAUAUGUAAUGGUCUAGACCAGGCUUCCCCAAACUCCGGUCCUCCAGAUGUUGCUGAACUACAACUCCCAUGAUUCUAUGAAUGAAAUAGGCUGAGAAUCAUGUGGCUUGUAGUUCAGCAACAUCUGGAGGGCCAGAGUUUGGGGAAUCCUGGUGUAGACUCUAGGGUGACUAGUCUUUUGCGGUUUGUUAAUUGAACUGCACAACUAAGCCGUAUAAACAAGUUGGGAAAAGAGCAGAUUUGUGUAAAGCUCUUAUUUCAUCAAAUUGUAAAAAAAAAAAUUAUCUUCUAAAUCAUCAAUUUUUAUAAUGUUGAGCUUAUUCAGAUCAAAGUACUUAUAUUAAAAAAGUGCAUAAGUCCUUUUGUUAUUUUGAAAUUAUGGCAAUUUAGUGUGGCUCUUUACUUUAUUAGCACUCAUUCUAUGUUGUUGGUUUACAGAUAAGCAUAAGCAAUGUCUUUAGAGUUAUUCUCUUAUUAGUUAUACAGGUUGCUCUCUGCAUCUCUUUACAUGAUGUGUUUUCACUUUGUAUUUGUCCCCUGGGGCCAGUUUGCAGUGAGAGGUUGAAAGUCUCAGUGGUUAAUUCUGUAGCCUAGGCUUCUGCUUCCUUCUCUGAUUGCUUUGUUCUUUUGUAUUGAGGUUUAUUUGUGUUUUUCCCCCCUUCUUUUUCAAAAGGGCAGAGCUAUAUCCCCAGGGCUGUGGGGGAUGUGAGGAAUAUAGGACAUAAAUACACGAAAAUAUAUAAUGUUUAUGUUAAAGUGAGCAACCUGUGGCACUACAGCUGUGUGUUUGGUUCCAACCUCCAUUUCCCUUCAGUCAUCCUUUGAAGUCCAGCAGCAGCUUGGAGACGGUCCAUCAUUUACCUUCUUUGUAUGAUUCGUAACUGUAAUAUGAGGGAAUAUGGGUGGUACAUUUUCAAGAGUAGGCAAACUUCGGCACUCCAGAUGUUGUGGACAUCAUCUCCUGUAAUGCUCUUACAGUAACAAUAUUGGCCAAGCAUCAGGGGAGAUGUAGUCACAACAUCUGGAGUGCCGAAGGUUGCCUACCCUUGGCCUAGACCCUAGAGCACCUGCUUUGCAAAGACUUCUCAUUGAGUUGCAUCGGGUAGUCUGUGAUUGGACAGCCACAGAGAGUCUGGGCUGAGAAAGAAGAGGAUGGCCUGCAAAGGCUGUAGACAAGAGAUGUUACAAAGUAAAGUAGGGGUGCAACAUUUUGAUUUAAAAAAUUUGUAGUUAAUAAUAUUUUCGUAUUUCCUUUAAUAAAUGCCCCUUUCAGUGUGAGGGUGUUGAAUGUAUGUUUGGUGUUAACUGGGCCACAGUACAAAUGCAGCAAGUGGACAGAUAAAGGAAUAUACCUGUUAUAAUCUACAGACGUUAGGCCACAACUGUAUCAAAGAAUAGAAUGAGCCCUUUAAAAAAAAAAAAAAAAAAGUAAAACAAUAAAUCAUAGUAAUCAAUGGUUUUCCUUUUUUUUUUUUUUUACUUUCAGUCAUAUCUAACAUUUAUAAUAGUUACUUAUUUGACCGUUUUAAAAUGUGAAAUGUGGUCCUUUGAAAUAAACGAACACCCAGUAAUUCAUUCUGUACUCCUGAAGCGUAGCAUGUUGCUGUUGUAGUGUUACUGUUUUACCUUAAUAAUGUCAGUGUCUCAGCCAGCUGUUGCAUGUCUCUUCCAGGGGUGUGUCUCAGAGACAGCUGGUUGUCUUGUACUAUGCAGGCAGCAUAAGUGAUAGAACAUAGCUACUUGUACAGGUUUCCAGCUCCACAAUGCCAAACCAGCUGCUGUCUCUCUCUUCCGGUAGUGUGGGCAGCUUCUGCUCUGCUGGACAAAUGUGAGUGCUCUGCAGUGCUUAGUGGAUUGACAGACAUGCUCGAAAGUCUUAGUUCUUUUUUUUCCCAAGCAUUUGCUUAUUUCCAAAACAAUUCGACCAGAAAAUCAAUGAAGGGAAAUCAACCUUGUUAUCUGCUGAAGGUUGUGUGUCCGAGAGACUGUAUUAUUUUAUUCAUUGUUAUUUUAGUAAUAUAUAGCAAUACUCAGAACAGAUAACUGUCACCUUAUUAUAUACUUUUAGUUACGCACCUUGGCUUUCAAGGGCCACUAUAUAGUCACCAGAACAACUACAGAUUAAUGUAGUUGUUCUGGUGUCUUAUUGCCUGUCCCUGCAGCAAUUUGCAUGUAAACACUGCCUUUUCAGAGGCCGGGUUUUAAAAUUAAAAGCAACUCAAAAAUAUUAAUGUGAUUAGUCUAUUAAUUGAGUAUGUUAGUUAAAGCAGGGCUUGGCAAACUUGCUUUCUAUCUAGGAGCCAGCUAAAAAAGUUAGGAGCCAGUUUUUCCCCCACCAGUUUAUUGCUGUACUUGAUUGUAAUUUGUUUUAUGCAUUUAUAUGGGUCCCUGAGGAAGUUUUCAAGGGAGAAGGAAACGCGUUGGACAACCAUAUAUUUUAUAUAUUUGUUAAAAAAAAUAUAUUUUUAUACAAUAAAUAUCAAUUUUUACGGAAGAUUUCUCUGGUUAAUCGUUUGUGGUGACUAAAAGGACCAGUCCGGUGAGGAGUCCGAGAGAGGAACUUAAGCCCCCUACUACAAUAGAGGCUGGCCCCUUUAAGGCUUUUAAAACAACUUUAAUCUUGAGUGCAACCGAAAAUUUGCAUUAUUUAUUAGCCAAUAUUGCACUGUUAUUACUUUUUCUAUAGGUCCAUCAGCAAGAACCCUACAUUUUGUACAUGUACACCAUGACUACUUAGAAUCAGUGACGUGAUCAUGUUGCUUGGGCCUAACGCUUUUUGCAAUGUUAGGUGUAUUACUGUAGAGGUGGAAAUUACCUUGGCCGAUAGAUAUUUUAUAUAAGUUGUUUAAACGGCUCGUAUUUACUUUGAAUUUGAUAGGUUUAAUCUUUUUUGAAAUAUAUAGAAGAAAAAGAUAAUUUCAAACUAUUCAAGGUAUAUAUUGUUUAUGGCUACCCAUUAUACCAGUGUGGAUCUACAUUGCCAUAUUGCUGAACCAGGCUAUAUUUAGGCUGCAACUGUAAUUUCUGAGGUAUGUAUUUGGGCAGCAUCACUGAUACAGGGGAAGAAUGUGCAAACAUCUACACUGAUUGGCCCUGAAUAUUUAUGUAGUGUCACCAUAUUCUGUAGUGCUGUUAAUGGUGUAAUUCCUACAUACUUAUCACGAUGAAGCUGUUCAAUAUCACAUUGGUCAUUGCUUUGCGGUAGACAAAAAGAGAACUGAAAAUUGACCUUAAAGGGACACUAUAGUGUCAUUGAAGUAAUUGGGAUGCAGUGUCUCUGUCCCCCUUUGCCCUGCAAUGUAAAACAUGGCAGUUUUUAGCGGAAUUGCAGCGCAAGACUGCCUCUAGUGGCUGUUUACCAAAUAUAUACUAGAGACGGGUCCUGCUGUUUCACAGAUUUUCACUCCGUGAAAUGACUCCAGACAUCCACUCCUCACACUUUGCAUGAGGUUGUUCCAUGUCUUUAACCCCUUAAGGACACAUGACGUGUGACAUGUCAUGAUUCCCUUUUAUUCCAGAAGUUUGGUCCUUAAAGGGUUAAAAUCCCCAUAGAAAAAUGAGUCAAUGCUUAAUGCUUUCCUGUGGGAAAGGCUUAUGCACAUAGCAUUCGAUCUCAUGUGCAUUAGGUUCCCUCGUUGGCCGACCACGGUGGAGGAGGAGCACAUCCCAACGCCGAGGGACAUCGGCACUGAAAUCAGGUAAGUGUAAAAGAUUUUUAACCUUUUAUUUACGUGGUGAACAUAGAGACACUAUGUGGUAGGAAUAUAGUUUUGUUCCUGUAAAACGAACCUAUUUUUCCAAAAAUAACCAUUGUUAUUUCAGGGGACAAUGUUAUUUUCUGACCGACCCCCCCCCCCCGUUUUAAAAUAUGCAAAGUAAAAUAAAGGUUACAUCAUUUCUAGAGGUGGAUUUAAAGCUGCAAUGUGUUAAAUUUCAUGACUGGUCCAUGGCACCCAGCUCUUUUCAUUGAGAUGAAGUGGUCUGGCUGACUAUAGUUCUUUUAACUUUGUAAUCCGAAAUGAACAGCUUUAGUUACAUGCCCGAGGACACAUUUAUAUAGGUUAGCAAAUUGUCUGCUUGACCAUUAUUGCUAGCUGAUUAAAGGAACAGUGAUAGGCUUUCCUUAAAUAUGAGUUCUGCAUUAACCCCUUAAGGACCAAACUUCUGGAAUAAAAGGGAAUCAUGACAUGUCACACGUCAUGUGUCCUUAAAGGACCACUAUAGGCACCCAGGCCACUUUAGCUGUCUGCUGUAAACAUAGCAGUUUCUCAUUGACAGCCGCUAGAGGCGCUUCUGCACUUCUCACUGUGAUUUUCACAGUGAGAAGACGCCAGCAUCCAUAGGAAAGCAUGGCAUCAUGCGCAUUCAGCCGAUGACAUCAGAAGAGGGAGGAGAGUCCCCAGCGCCGAGGGAGCCCGGCGCUGGAGAAAGGUGAGUGUUUAACCCCCUUCCUCCCACUUCAGCCCAGCGGGAGUGGAACCCUGAGGGUGGGUGCACCCUCAGGGCACUAUAGUGCCAGGAAAAUGAGUUUGUUUUCCUGGCACUAUAGUAGUCCUUUAAGGGGUUAAUGGUUUCCUGAUUUCAUCUAUAGGAGUACUCAAAUGGCUUGCAAGUGUACGUAUGUAUGUAUUACAUUAAUUUAUUGUAAACCAUAUUAAAUGAACCUAGUCAUUGAGGGGGCCUGUCCUCCUCCAUCGUCAGUCAAAUUCAAUAUUAUUUAUAAAGGAACAUUGGGGACCAGAUACUGUGCAUCUGCGGCAGGUACAACUUAAAAAAAAAAAACAACCUCAAAAUAGAACAGGGAGUCAGAAGCCCUGAGCUACUUGAUGGAAUGUCAUGAAAGGGUUAAAAUACUAGCCAUAAGUGGGAUGGAAAAAAAAUCAGAAACAGAAAGCUUUGCAACCAAAUGAACCCAUCCCACCCAUUAUUAUUUUUUAAGUUUGCCCCACCAACUCAAACACAAAAGGAUUACACAUUAACCCAUGCAAUUCUGGACCUGAACAAUGUUUGCCUGUCUCCUCUCUACUGCACUACUAUGCUAGUAGACAACCCAUCAUGUAAUCACAAAAGUACAGUGAUGAGGGCUGCAACUCUUUACUCCUUAAUGCUUGUGGCCCCGGGGGCAAAUUAUACCCCUUGGAAACUCUACCCUGGUUUCUCUCUUUGACUAUUUGUAAAAUAUGUUUUGGGGGGCAGGAGGGCUUGUUUGUUUUUGUUCUUUAAUGACGAUUCUGCUAUACUUUCCCCCAGUGAACAGGCCAGCUCUUACACACACCAUCUGGUGUUACAAGCCUCUGCAUGUAACUUGACUCCAGACCUCGAUGUCUGACUCCACCUGUCUCCACCCUUUCAAAUUCCUUUGCCAUGCCAUCUCCUCAUUCUUGCAAGUGGGUACAGAGAGAGCUAGUGUAUGCCACGCAGCUAGCUACCUCCCUUUCAUUUCGGUCAUGAUAGUUGGCCCUGUCUUGCCGUCGUUCAGUGCUUUAGAUGGGAAAGGGCACAUGAUCAGCACACCAUUUCGGGACAAAGCCACAAGGCGCAAUGUGAUCUUCCGCUCAGGUACUGUUGUGGGCACUGGGUCGUCUGUGAUAGCUAUGGCAGCAAGGCAUAACAAAUAACAGUAAAUUGUAUUUUAUGUAGUUUGACAAAAGACUGCACCGUGGAAGCUCUACUUUAUAGAGACAUUGCAUGCAUUAAUUUUGUAAAAUCAUUUUUUUGUUUUAACCCUUCCCUGAUGCACAUCCUUUAUCUUCAUACCUUUGGCCCAUUUAGUCUGCCCAAUUCUCUAAAUACUUUCAUUAGUCCCUGGCCUUAUCUUAUGUCUUCUUCUGCAUAUCCUGCAUGUUUAAACUCCCUCACUGUGUUAACCUCUACCACUUUAGCUGGAAGGCUAUUCCAUGAGUCUACUACCCUCUCAGUAAAGUAUUACUUCCUGGUAUUAUUUUUAAACCUUUGCCCCUCUAAUUUAAGAUUAUGUCCUCUUGUUGUGGUAGUUUUUCUUCUUUUAAGUAUACUCCCCUGUUGAUUCACUUUUUUAUAUUUAAAUGUUUCAUAUCCCCCGUGUCUCGUCUUUCCUCCAAGCUAUACAUGUUACGAUCCUUUAACCUUUCCUGGUAAGUUUUAUCCUGCAAUCCAUUAACCAGUUCAGUAGCCCUUCUCUGAACUCUCUCUAAGGUAUCAAUAUCCUUCUGGAGAUACGGUCUCCAGUACUGUGUACAAUACUCCAAGUGAGGUCUCACCAGUGUUCUCUACAAUGCCAGCUUUAUCCUGUGUGGAUGCACGUUUGAUUCCUAAUGUGGCAUGAUUAAGUGAUAUUCCAAAGAUUUUCUGAAAGUAAGCAAAUCUACGGUGAACCUGUCUAGGUAGCUUUCAUUGUGUUUGCCAGUUAUACCAGAACCUGUCUGUAUUUGUACCAUUGUGUUUUAAAAUGUUAUGUAAUUGUCACUUUGCUGUGCGAUAAGUUGCUUUGUGUGCGUAUGUGUGUAGAUAAAAUAUACUUUACUAAUAAAAUGCAGAAGUUGUUUUACCUCCCAGUACAAAUAUGUGCAUCAGUCUUCAUUUAAUGUCCGUUAUUUACUAAAGUGAAAAAAAAAAAGCAACAAAUUACAAAUAUUCAAAGUGAAAUUUAUUCACAUUCAUAUUUAAAAAAAAUAAAAAAAAACUCAAAUCCCCCCCCAAUUUGCUUGCCUCGUUGCAUUUAAAACAUCUUGCCACAAGAUAUUUACAUUACAAUACACGUACCUAACUUCUUGAAAUUGUCCACUAUUUUUACAUAAUCAAACCUAAACCCCUCUCUCCGCCAUUUCCCUGGAAACUUUAAAUUUGCUUUUAGUGUUUUAAUGGUUUGAGCUUUAUAGAAUACUCAGACACAUAUGGAGAUUACAGUAUCACAGUCAGACUUCAACAGAAAUGCUAUAAUAUCCACAGUUUUCUGAACAUACAGACCUGGCACUUUUUGUGCUAAAAGAAACGCCUUGCAUUGAUAUGUCCCUAAUUUGUAUUUGCUUUUGUUGUCUUGAAUUGUUAUUGAUUGCUAAUCUUUUUGCAAAAUAAAUAUUAGAAAAACACUGUUGCCAUGAAAAGUGCUUAACGUGUAUAUUUUAAUACCUAUAUCUCUGGUUGUUUUCUUGUGUGCAUUAUUAUGACAAUUGAUUAUCGUUUGUUAAUAGAGAACGCCAAGGUUGUUUGCUUUCCAGAAUGCUGACUGACAAGGGGUUGUCUGGCUUGUGAAAAUGAACGUCUUGAUUAUUUUGGAAGAUGAUACGGGCCUUGUCUGUUUUUAGCUCACGACAUGGGUGAUGUAAUUUGGGAGAAAAUAAGAACAGUGUAUGGAGCCUGGAAAUCUGGUGUCUUGUUUUCUAACUUUCCUAGUAGUUUAUUUUUGUCUCUUGUGUCUGACACCCCGGCUCCAGCACUGUCUGCCUAUUCUCACGCAGCAUUGCUUCCCCAUUUAGCUUCCUGAAUGCUGGAUUAGAGGAUUUUGGGGAUUGCUUAAAUUAGUGGCAUCCACUCAGAGCCAGGAGACCUGGUGUCCCUCAAGCCUGGCUUCCCACCACAUGAUUUCCCCACAUCACAAAUUCUGUUGUGUAGGUUGUUGUUUGUGGUCAUGUUCUACAAUGAAUAUCUCGAAAAGUUAUGGAAUUUACAUUAGUCACAAUAUUUAACUGAUGAAUGACAGUGUUUUUUAAUCCCUUUGGGUUGAGACCCAAAUCUGUAUUCCUAUGCUAUUUUUGGUGGGUCUGUGUUGGUUGGAGCAUACACAUCCUAUUAUCAGGCUUUUGGUAACUGCCAACUAUAAAUUGUUUAUUGUACCAUCACACGCUUCCCCAGUUCACUGGAGACCCUUGUGACACUGUGAAGACCAUGUUUUAAAGAAUGUAUUUUAGUAUUUAUUGCCCUUGUAGAAUGAGUCACUGAGCUAAUUUUAGAAUUGAAGAAUUGCUCCCUAAGCUAAAUGUCUUGUAUGUAAAGUGCCUGUUAAAAAGCAUCAUGCAAUGCUUGCAAUACGCAUUCACAAUACUGCCUUUGGAACAGAUACUUAAUUUAAACCUUGUGUGCCAGCAGUGAGAAUCUUCUUUGCCCAUCCGUUUGUUAUGGAAACUAUUAGCAACCAUCAGGUUUUAAUCUUUUCUUUAGCUAUAGAGACCAAUAUAUCUUUUGUUGUUACUAAAUGUUUUGAGAGUUGUUAAAUAAAAUUCAAUAAAAGCUGUUUAUUGAAUGCCAAAAUAUUUAAAGUGAGUUUGGGGUUUCUGCAGAAGUGGGACACUGUUGCAUUCUUACCUGCAAAACACUAAUUGAUAAUCUAAGCUGUUUACACUAAUAUUAAAACUUCCUCUAUGCUAAUCCUGACUAUCUCACAAAGAGGGUUGCUAAGCAUAGGGCAUUGCCAAGUUAAUUGCACAUCCUUUGAAGCACAUUGUUGGCCACAGUGAUUAGUUAGCUCAUGGGAAGACCUUGCUGACUGAGCAUGAUGUAAGUUGCUGUCCAUAGACUUUACAGUGCCAAGUGUGAAUAGAUAUUAUAGUAUUUGUAUGAACUAACAAUGUCUACCUUUUUCUCCACAGAAGCCUUGCACCGUCCUUAUGGCAGUGACUCGGAACCACAGACCCUUAAUGAUGCUAUCCGUUGGAGUUCCAAGGAGAACCUGCUUGGGGCCACAGAGAGCGACCCAAAUCUUUUCCUCGCUCUGUAUGACUUUGUAGCCAGUGGAGACAAUACCCUUAGCAUCACCAAAGGUUUGUGGAUGAUAAAGUAUUAUUGUUUCAGACAUCCAUACUCAUCAGGUUAUUUUCAAAACCAGAAAAUCUAUAUCUUAAUGUGAGCAUUCUUUUGACUGAAAAUAGGAUAUCUCUAACUAAAGCAGUUUUAUUUAUUUUUUUAAUAUUAAACUGUUCUAUAUAUAUAUAUAUAUAUAUAUAUAUAUAUAUAUAUAUAUAUAUAUAUAUAUAUAUAUAUAUAUAUAUAGCUUUUCUGUCUCUUAAAGGAACACUCCAGAGACCUAUAGUGUUAGGAAUGGAGGUGCUGCUCUUCACUUAUUGUCUGAUAUCUCUGGAGCCAUUGAAUAAACUAUUUAACUGGCUCAGAGCACAUGAGCACAUAUGCGCAGGAGAGGGGUUACUAAAAAAAAAAUAUAUAUAUAUAUAUAUUAUAUAUAACAAAGGUUAUAUGGGAGGAAGGGUGAGCUUAAAUUAGGCGGCCACUCUGAGCUGUUAAGGGAUGGGAGUAAAAAAAAAAACACUCUUGGAGAAGCUAAUUACAUCUGUCCGAUUGCUGUGUGUGCUCAUGACAGAAGUCACUUUUGCACAAAAUUGACAUGAGGCAGCCCGAGCUGCCAAAGUCACAUUUGGAGUGUUUCAAGCUAAAAAGCCCAAGACGACUUUGCGGUUGGAGUAACCAUUUAAGAGGAGACGGCACCAUGACCUCCUGACACCGCCAUUUCAUUGAGAGAUGACGUUAUGGUGCCUUGAGUGUUCUUUUAAAUCAGUCUCUUUGUAUAUAACACAUUUUGUAACUUUAAAUGUGCUUAAUUCGGCUUUUCCAAUGCAUUAUCUUUUAGGAGAGAAGCUGCGUGUGCUCUGCUAUAACCAGAAUGGGGAAUGGUGUGAAGUUCUUUCUAAGAAUGGACAAGGUUGGGUGCCCAGUAAUUAUAUCACACCUGUAAACAGUCUUGAGAAACAUUCGUGGUAUCAUGGACCAGUGUCUCGCAGCGCUGCAGAGUAUCUCCUUAGCAGCCUCAUCAAUGGCAGUUUCUUGGUGCGUGAGAGCGAGAGUAGCCCAGGCCAGCUCUCCAUCUCCUUGCGUUACGAGGGCCGUGUCUACCAUUACCGCAUCAAUACAUCAUCGGAUGGCAAGGUGAACAGGGUGGUGUAUUUGUUACAGUGGAAUAUAUGAGUCUCUUCUCGUGUCUUAAAUAAAAUAAAAUGAAUAUAUGCAUAAAAGUAUUAAAAUCCCACUAGUUGUUUUAAGCAACAUACCAAAUUUUCAAAUUUCAUUUUGUUUAAAGGUGGCAAUAUAAGCACCCAGACUCAUCUCAUUUAAGUAGUCUGGGUGCAAUAUCUCUGUCCCACUUAGUCCUGCAAUGUGAAACAUUAAAGUUUUUGAGAAACUGUAAUGAUUACUUUGCAGGACUAAGAUUGCCUCUAGUGGCUGUCAAUCAGACAGCCUCUAGAGACACUUCUGGGAUUCUAAUGGACUGUGAGUCCCUUAAAUGACGCUGGACGCCCUCGCACUCUGCAUGGGGACAGCCAGGAAUGGAAAUGCUUUCCUAUGAGGAGGGCAUAAUGCGCUUGGGUAAGUGACUAAAAGAUUUUUUUAUUUUUAUAUUUUAAUAUAAAAUACAGAUUUGUAUUCCUUUCACUCUAGAUUCCCUUGAACUGUUUGGUAAAUGUACCCUCAAAGAAAACAGGCAUGUUUGUCUUUUACUUUUUGUGUAUAUCGAAAAAAGAGCUUGCUGUCUGCAAUCUUUGCAAGUACUCCCCUUUAUUCCCAUUACAAACUGGAAUUGACCAAUCAGAGGCUGCGCAUUGAGAAACCACUGCUCGGGAAGAGCAGGAAGACAGGUGUGCUUUAGCCCAGCACAGCUGCCACUUUUGUUAGCUCUCUGGAUCUUACGAAAGAGGAAGAAAACUAGGUUCCUGGAGUCUGUCAAUUUUUUUAAAGUUUAUAAAAGGGGCAAUUUUAAUAGGCCAAAAUGCCUACCCAGCUGUCUCCUAUUGAAGUUGCCACUUUUAUAAACUUUCAAAGAAUUGACAGACUCUUAAGAACCUAAAGCACUUUACCAAGCCAAAUUGCCUUUGUGUCCAGGGUGUUUCUUUAAGACCGUUACACACAAACACAUAGCCUUUUAAACAUAUACCUAUAAUUAGGUAAUUUACUAUAAGUGAUAGCUCCCAGACAGUCUUCUGGUCAUACAGAUAUGUAGAUCAUAGUGUUGCAGAGGAAGGAGGCUUAUGGAAAAGAGAGAACUUUAUUGCUAGUAUUGUUUUACUAUACUAAAAUGUGGAUGUAUUUGAUAUAUUUUGUGCUGAUAAAUUAUCCUCCAACACCCAGGUCUAUGUCACCGCAGAAAGCCGUUUCAACACACUUGCUGAGCUUGUUCACCAUCACUCCACAGUGGCUGAUGGGCUUGUCACUAUCCUACACUACCCAGCACCCAAAUGCAACAAACCUACAGUUUAUGGAGUCUCUCCCAUUCAUGACAAGUGGGAAAUGGAACGCACAGAUAUCACCAUGAAGCACAAGUUAGGAGGAGGACAAUAUGGAGAAGUGUAUGUUGGGGUCUGGAAGAAAUACAAUCUCACCGUAGCUGUAAAAACACUAAAGGUAAGAGAUACACUUACUGUCACUUUACAUUAUGCAAAUAGUCAUUCUCCAUGUGGUAUUCAUUCUCUUUCAGUGCCUCAUAGCAUUGUCUGCUUUUUUCCCUCCUCCUUCUGGAACAUGUGUUGUCCUCUUCUAACACGUUACCAUCCAUUGUCCAAUAUCUUUUUUUAGUAAUCCCCCCUUCCACCACCACCCCAAUAAGGUUUGGGCAUAGUUUUUCAUAGCAUUCUUGGCGUGGUAUUUCAUAAAGCGGUUUAGGCGUGCUGCAUUGAAGGUACUGUCUUUAAUUGUCCAUUAAUUUGUUCAAAUAUUUAAUUAAAGAUCUUCCCUUUUAUUUUUUUGCUAAUACUGUCAUGUGAUGUGGCCUAAAUGGACUAGUCUUUUCAAUUAAUAUAUUGUUUACACAUUCUUAAACUACUAAUAUUUGGUGUCUGACUUAACUUGUUUUAUAUAUCACAGAAAAUAUCUGGUGGGCAGUUUCUGGACUGUACAUCGCCUGUCAUAGCUAAACUUUGACAUUGAAACAGGUGUGGAGUUAUUCCUUGUGAUGCAGUUGGAGCUUUUGAUAAAGUAAAUGAGAAUCUGAGUGACGUAGUUUAGUUUUGUAGCGGUCUGCCUUUUUGUAUUUUGAUUCUUAGCUUACUUCUGUUUGCCUGUACAAGAAUGAGGAGACAAAUCUCUGUUCAUUGGGAGGCUAGUGACCAGGGAGUUGCAGUAAUUGAAGCAGAACAUGUCAUAUGAGCCUUUUAAUCAUUUGGGUCUUGGGUGAGUAGAGAGCUGUUUGAGAUGAAGGUGGUGUAUAGCAAGUGGCUAAGUAUAAGGAAAGAGGAAUGGUCAAGGCAGUGAGCUAGGAGAUAUGUCAGUAUUGGCUGCGAUGUGGGAUCGACUUUUGAGACGUAUAAUGGACUGGAGAACAGCAAAAGAUCUGUUUACAACAGGGGUGCCCAAAUGGUAUGUUAUAGAACUACAGCUCCCGUGAUACUUUGCAUGCCUUUAGAAUGGCAAAGCAUCAUGGAAGCUGUAUUUUUAAACACAUCUGGGGAUCUACCUUUUAGGCACCCCUGGUUUAGAUAGAUCUAAUCUGAAAAGCAGUAGGACACAACUAGCUUGAGAUUGCUAUCACAUGGGAAACUCCACUAUAUGUUGGUGCCAUGUGUUUAAUUGGCAUGUGCUGGCAACUAAUGAAUUUAAUAAACUUACAUUAAAAGGCUUUAAUAUGCAGAAUUGCAAGGAAACCCAGACUGUGACUUUCAAUACACCAAGUGGUAAAGUUGUAUGCUUCUUGCUCUACAGGAGGAUACUAUGGAGGUGGAGGAGUUCCUCAAGGAGGCAGCAGUAAUGAAAGAAAUCAAACACCCCAACUUGGUGCAACUCCUUGGUAAGUUGGCACUAAAUUAGACGUAUUGAUUCUGUGAUUCCCUAGACUGAAAAGUUGUGGUUUUUGUGGUUUUUUUGUAAUUUUUUAUAUAUAUAUGAAUUAUUUUUGCAACUUCUCUUGCUAUUAGGUGUCUGCACUCUGGAGCCCCCUUUUUACAUUGUAACAGAAUACAUGAACUUUGGAAAUUUGCUUGACUAUCUACGGGAGUGUAACCGUGAAGAUGUAACUGCGGUGGUGCUGCUUUACAUGGCCACGCAGAUAUCUUCUGCCAUGGAAUAUCUAGAAAGGAAAAACUUCAUUCACCGGUGAGCAAUACAAGCUUUGUUUUGUGCAGCUGAUAUUACUAUGUUAGGCAUACUAAACAGUGAAUUGAAGCAACAUUUAAGCCAAGAUAAUCAUGUAGGAAAAUAUAUUGGUAAUUUUUUCAACUGUUAUUCUCGUGUACAUAUUGCAAAUUCUGGUUAAUGUUGCCUAGGCCAGUCUGAAUCAUAUCUCUGGCCACAAUUGUGGCUGCAUGGCGACAUUUCUUACCAAGGCAGAGUUUUGAGCUGGCUGUUGGAAAUUGCUUUUAAAACUUUUUUAAGCUUUGUGAUCCGAGUAUUGAACAUGGGCUUCUAAUUUGUGUAAACACUGCUCAGGAGAUUUGCAGUGUUCCUUUAUUUGCUUAUCUUUAAUAUCCCUAAAUUGCUUUUAAGUUCUAAUUGACCUCAUCUGACUUUUAGUUUAUCUUCAUCUCGUUUAUUUAGUGAUCUGGCUGCUAGGAACUGCUUGGUAGGAGAAAAUCAUGUGGUAAAAGUAGCCGAUUUUGGACUGAGUCGCCUUAUGACUGGAGACACCUACACAGCUCAUGCAGGAGCCAAGUUCCCCAUCAAGUGGACUGCUCCAGAGAGCCUUGCAUACAACACCUUCUCCAUCAAGUCUGAUGUCUGGGGUAAGAACUAAGUACAGGAAGCACAAGAAAUAUGUAAACUCACCAAUAUGUUAACUAAAUUCAUCAGCAUUUGACAUUAAAAUUGAUGUAGACUCUUGUUCAAAUACAUAGGAUUGGUUUAUGUUAAAAUUGCAGUACAUCACAUUGUGAAGCUUAGCAUGUGUAACGAAUAGACAUAUGCCAACGAACAGGAAGAAUAAAUUGAGGCAGUGAGUAUAGUUUCCCACCCAUAGUGUCUUCAUAUCAAAGAGUUAUUACUAUAAAUACUAUUAGGCACAGUGGACGGCCAGUGAUAAACGAAAGCACCAGCUGACACACUCAACCUAUCUCUUUCACUCUCUGCUUCUUUUCCUGCUGACCUAUGACAGCCAAAGCAGAUGACUAUGUGGAACAGUGUCUGGGCUCAAAAUUUGGUGUUAAAAUGUUAGAAAACUAUUUAAACCCUUAAUGUAAUAUGGUGCCAUGGAGCCCCCAAAAACAAUUGAAUUGAGGCCAAGUUAUAUUGGGGAUUAAGUGUUCCAUUAAGGUACAGCCUGCUGUAGUGGUUAUGGUACCCUGGCGCUGUCCCAGUAUAAUCUGUUAACCUUUUUAGCUCUUUUUGAUACUACCUGGGAGUGGCGCUGGUUUACUAGAUGCUGAUGUAGGUGUUCAUUCACUGGGUGAGAGCAUAAACUGAGCACUCUCACCCAUUGAAUGAGAACCUGUCUUGAACUGAUAUCCAGAGCCUUGUGCCUGAGAAGAACUGAAACAGCCUAGGCUCUCAGUGAGACUCAGGUAAGUGUCAAGCCGUACUAAUGCAGUCUGGAGAUUACAUUGGGAUCGUGCAAGGACACUUCCUGCACCAUAACCAUUAUAGUAGUGUUGUGGUUGUGGAGCUUGGCAUGUUUCUUUAAGUAAAUGUUUAUGAAUUGGUGUAGUCGAACGCGGUCGCACUCUGGAAUACUUCAUGUAUCAUCUGAGUCACGAGUUGUCCAGUUCUAGUGUCACUUGCUCACUAUUUAUAGUAACAUUGUAAAUAAAUUGUCUAUUCACUCUAACCCCCACCCCAAUAUCAUGCUUUGUGUGAAUAAUUCAUUCUUUUUUUUUUAUUAAAUGCAGCUUUUGGUGUGUUGUUGUGGGAAAUUGCAACCUACGGCAUGUCCCCUUACCCUGGCAUCGACUUGUCACAAGUAUAUGACUUGUUGGAGAAAGGCUAUCGUAUGGAGCAGCCGGAGGGAUGUCCUCCAAAAGUCUAUGAACUGAUGAGAGCUUGUAAGUCACCAUACCUUUUGCCGCUUCAUAUGCAGUUGCUUUUAGAGAAGAUAACAUCACCUUACAUUUCAGCUACUUCAUACUGGUUUCUCUCAGUUUACUUUUCUUUUUCUUUUCUUUUUUUAUAAAGCCUUAGUACAUAUUUCUUCUUGUCCUCUGUGUAUAAUUGACUUUGUAUUUCCAGGCUGGCAGUGGAACCCAGCAGACAGACCAUCAUUCAAAGAGACACACCAAGCUUUUGAGACCAUGUUCCAUGAUUCAAACAUAAAUGAGGGUAAGGGUAUGGGGAAAACAUUGAGCAAGAUUGUCUACUCAAAAAUAAGAAUUUGUAAAUGUAUUAUCAAAGUGUAUCAAAGACCACAUAUUUCUGGAUUUUUACCUAUUGAAUAUCCUGGUCAUGUUAUAAAGAAGAACAAGAUUGUCAGAAGGGUAGAGUGUAAAAGCAUGGUUAAUGCAAAAUCUCAUACACAAUGGUUGCUGUAUAGUAUUAAUGUGUAGAGUAGGAGAAAAAUCUAUUUAAAAUGGGUUUUUCUUCCAGCUGUCAGUCAAUGCCUCGUUGUCCCGAGGCAUUGACUAAAAAAGGAGAGCAGAAAUUACCUCACCACAGGAGGUCUCUCUGCUCUUCUCCCAUGUCAACCAUCAUGCAUGUGCUGGUGUUCCUAGAAAAUCCCUAGCUGGUGCUUCUAGUGCUGGCUAGGGAGCAUAGGAACAGAGUAUCGUGACAUGAUUUUGUUAUGAUGCCGACGUCACUGAAAAGAUUUGCCCUGCUUGGGAAUGCACCCCAAGCAGGUCAAAUCAAAGAAGACUUCUGGAGAAGCGUGGGAUGACCAGGAGGUGUGUGUUAUACAAAGAGUAACCCUCACAAGGCAAGCAGGAACAAAGGAAAAGUGAGUAAAUCUUCAUAUCUUACAUUGAAUACACGAUGUAUCUUUUGAUAUAUAUCUUGCUCAGAAAUGCUUCAGACUUGAGAAAGGGAGGUUCUCCCGAAAGCUUGUCAUUAAAACAUUCUGUUAGUCCAAUAAAAAAAGGUAUUACAAGAUACACAUAUUCUGUUUUUUACAUAUAUAUAUAUAUAUAUAUAUAUAUAUUUGUAUUAAAUGUAUAUGAGAACCAUUUCCGGUAAGUAAAUUUUUUCAUAACAGGUUCUCUUUAAGGACUGAACAGGGUAAAUAGGCAUUGUCAUUUUAAGUAAUUAUACACUCCAGCUCCAUAGCGGAUUCAUCUCAAUGAAGUUAAGUGGCCUGGAGUUCCUGGAUAUCGUCUUGCCUUUUCAGUAACUGUUUCACACUAAAGUUCGGUCACACUGCUUUCUUUCUCCUUGGCCACACGACUAAUAGGAUAGUUUAGUCAUGAGAGCAAGCGAUAGGCUGAGAGAGGUAUCUGAUGAUCUCCACUUAUCAAUGGCUGCAAACUGUUUCAAGUAGCUAAGUACUAUCAGAACAGUGGGCUGCCAGUGGAGUCCCGAGAGCCACAGCUGACACACUCCUAUCACUGGCUGGGGUGUAUUUACCCCAAGGCAAACAAGGCAUUUGCCUUGGGCGGCACUUUCUGGGGGGCUUCAAAAAAAAGCCCUCCAAUCGUCCUGGCAGCCACUCAGGGCCCCCAGGCUGGCAGCGGCGGCACUCUCCGGGAGGUGAGGGAGCACUAAUCCUCCUGUUCAGCUCCCUUGCGCGCUGCGUAGUGAUGCCAGAGACGGAAUAUGACGUCAUUCUGGCUCCGGCAUCACUACGCAGCACGCGAGGGACCUGAACAGGAGGAUCAGUGCUCCCUCGCUGACUGCAGCCACCAGCCCGCCGCCCAGCAGCCCCAUGGGACCCCAGGGAAAGUGUUAAUCCACCCAAGCAUUUCCAAAAGUAGAGAGGCUGGGGGGGAUUGAAUUUUAAAAAGAAAGGUAGGUAGUGUUACUAUGUGUGUCUGUUAGUUUGCGUGUCUGCGUGUAUGUCAGUGAAAGUGUGUGUCUGAGAUGGAGUGUAUAUGAGUCUGUCAGUGAGUGUGUAUGUGUAUUUAGAAGACUGGGCGUCUGAGUUUUGUCAUGCCUAGGGCAGCACAAAACCAGGAUACACCACUGAUCACUGGCCUCCACAGCCAAUGUUUCUGUAGUAGCCAGUUGGCCGGGGAGAGAUUUGGAGAUAUGAAGGGUGUGAAACUUUUCAAAAAUAAUUUAACGCUGUAAGUUUAGACUGCACUCAGAGAACUGAGCAUUGUGAUAAUAUUGUCAUGGAGCUGGAGCAGCACUUUAUAUAUAUAUAUAUAUAUAUAUAUGUAUGUUCGUUCUUUUGAAUAUUCUGCUCCUCUAGAUUCUCAGUUAUAACUGACUUAUUGCUUAUGUCUAAAAUUGAUCUAUAGACAAACUGGAUUAUUCACUAAACUAAAUUGUUGUGAAUUAACCGUGGAAUUGCUCAUUUAAGUCAAAACAACUGGGUUAGAAAAUGUCAGAAAAUCUAAUUUGUGGCUAAAAUUUUAACAAAUUAUUGUUUAGUUACUAACUUUUAAUACACUCAUGCAGUAAUUGAUUUAGGAAGCAUGACUUAUAAGUUACUUUUCAUAAAAGGCCUUCUUUGUGUUUUUCCAAAAUUAAAGAAAAGAUCAUUGUAGAUUUAAAUAUAUAUGUAAUAGAAUAGGGCCUUUUUUUUUUGUCCUGGUUUCAAUAAUGCUCUUAUCUCUAAGACAGAUUGUUUAUUUACUGAUCCUGUCACUCUGUUCACAGAGGUAGCAGAGGAACUGGGACGCACAGCUGCUUCCUCCUCAAAUGUGCAGUAUCAGACCCGCCUUCCCAUGCUGCCUUCUAAAUCCCGCACUUUGAAGAAGAAAGCAGAGAACAAGGAGAACAUUGAAGGCACAGGGGAUUCCUCUGAUAACUCCACCUCAAGUUCUACACAAGGUAACAGUUGGUUUGAUGAUUUUGGUAUUUGCAAGACCUAAAGGAGCACACCACACGCAUAAAGCACUUCAGUUUGAUGCAGUCUGUCAUAUUUGACAGUUUGUAAAAAUCUGCACUUUUAUAACUAAGAGCAGCUAUCAUUCAGAGGUUUUCUGCUUCCGUGAGCUCUAGAGAGUUAACAUGAAUGGCAAGGCGCAGGGCCACAGUGCGCCUUUUUUCCUACCUCCUCAAUGAGCUGUAUUUCAGCUCAUUAAGGAGAAUAGCAUAGCUGAAAUUGGAUGAGCGGUUCAAGUACAGAGGUAUCUCAAUGAGAAACCUCUGAUUGGUGUAUUCCCUGGCACAGACUGAAAAUCUGUACUGGGGAAAGUUGGGAGUGCUACAAAGGGUGUACACAACAGCGUGUUAGUUUUUGUUUGCUAUUUUUUUUUUUUUAUAUAGCCUCAAAGAAAACCUGCUGAAAAUAAUGCAUGCAUGUGCCUUUUUUGCAAUAGUAUAUAGGGAAAACACUAAACUAGUGGUUCCCAAACAAGUCCUCAAAGCAACCCCUACCAGUCCAGGAUUUAGGGAUUACCCAGUUUAGAAAAAGAAAAAACAAAACACCUUACAAACUACUGGGUAAUCCUUAAAUCCUGGACUGGUAGGGGGGUGCCUUGAGGACUUGUUUGAGAACCACUGCACUAAGCAAAGGCUUUAGUUAAUAUUAUGGCUUUAAAAACUGCUUCUUUUUUCAUUUUAACAAAAUAUAUAUAUAUAAAUAUAAAAAAAAUAAUAAUAAACAACCUUAUAAAGGCAACCAGUUGGUGCCGAAACGUUGGGGGAGUUGGUGACGUGUGUUUCUGCCUUGAGGCUUGAAAGAUUUUGGUAUUGUACUUUUGAAUUACUGUUUGCCUCUAUUUCUCUUAUUUUGUUUAUUAUAAUUUUUUGUUGUUAAAUAUUGUGAUUUAUUUACUUGAAUUUUUGAAUUUGACCAUUGUGGUUGUUAUAGUGUGCAUUCUGAAUUAUAUAUGGAUCUUGAUAUUUAAGCACUUAAGGGAGUGUUUAUAUGCACCUGGCUUUUGUGAAUAUUUUGUCUCUCCAUUGGAUUUUGGUUUAAACACUUUAUAUUUUACCAUUUUAGGAGCAUCUCGUGGAUCUCCUGUUGCCAGCGGUUCCCCUGCUCUACCCCGUAAACAAAGGGAUAAAUCACCCAGCAGCUUAUUGGGUGACACCAAGGAGACAACAUUUACGCGUGACCGUAAAGGUGGUUUCUUCAGUUCAUUCAUGAAGAAAAAGAGUGCUCCUCAACCUCCUAAGCGCAGUAGCUCCUUCCGCGAGAUGGAAAACCAGCCCCACAAAAGGCCUGAACUGACAGAAGAGCUUUCUUCUUUUCAGCAGCUUGACAGUUUAGUUUCCCCUGCUUCUCCUGGCUCCAACAAGUGUUACAGAGGCCUAUCUCAGCGUAGCUUUUCAGGAGAAGAAUCCGUAGGAGCUGUCAGUGGGGGUUGGACUGGCAUAUCUGGUUUCUUCACACCACGUCUCAUCAAGAAAACAUUUGGACUGCGAACAGGAAAAUCUGGGGUCAGCGAAGAGCAACCCAAACCUUUUCCUAGGUCUAAUUCUACAUCUUCUAUGACUCCUGUUGUACCAGAGCAGGAUAGAAUGUCUAUGACACUGCCCAGAAACUGCCACCGGACUAAGGUCCAAGUGGACCGUGCUACGUCUGUUUCAUCACAGCCAGAUGAAAACCAGCAGGAUCUCUCUAGGACUGCAAUAGAGGCCGUGCUGCCUCAGUCAUCUAGGGACAGAGUAAAGCCUAAGAUGCUUCCACGUACUGGAGGUAGUGAGAGAAAUGGUGGACUUCGAACCACUGUUGAUGAGAGGUCCUCGCCAAACAAACAUAUACCAGGUGCUACAUCAUCCUUCCCUUCUGCAGCACACAACCAUAAAGUGCCCGUCCUCAUUUCCCCCUCGCCAAGGAAUGCAUCUGCAGAGGUGCAGCUGGUUGGCAUGGACUCCCUGGGUCACACCUUCAAACUGCUUCAGGAACAUGCACCAGCAGGUUCAGAGAGGGACAAACCUUCUCACAGACGACUCAAGCCAAAGUGUGCCCCACCCCCUCCACCAAAUCUGCGGCUUCUUCCUCCCCCAUCUGCUGAGGAUACAAGCGCAUCUGCACCAACAUCACAUGGCCCUGAAAGGACAGCCAAACCAUCUCGGCCUUUUCUACCCCCUCCACCCCCUGUUGUUCAAACGGGAAAACUAUCAAAUGGAGCAGCUGGAGGUGGUAGGGGGGCCCUGAGAAAGUCUAAGCAACCAGCUGAAAGGGUUCCUGCAGAGAAAAUCAGCAAAGAGGCCCUUCUGCAAUGUGCUGGAUUGUUAUCCAAUGCCCUCUCAGUACCCCAACCUAACAGUCAGCUUGUGGACACUGGCCAUCAGCUUCUAGAUUAUUGCACAGGAUAUGUGGACUCUAUCCCUCAGACACGAAACAAAUUUGCCUUCCGGGAGGCGGUCAGUAGGCUGGAGGUCAGCUUGCAAGAGCUGCAAGUGUCUUCAGCUGGGAGUGGGACGGGAAGUGCCGCUGCUGGUUCCCAGGGUGCUAACCCUGUGCUCAAUCACUUAUUGUCCUGUGUGCAGGAGAUCAGCGACGUAGUGCAGAGGUAGCUAACGAGUGUCCUGCUGAAAUACUUGGGAGGCAUGUAUCUUUAUUUAUCCCCCACAGACACACCCACACUACGAAAUGCACUGACAUGAGUAUGGCUGGGGAUAGUAACCUCUGUAUAAGGAAUGCCAAUAAAAGGGGUUUUAGCCUCUGGUUGCUGAUAGAGUAAUUAUUUGCUGUGAAAUGUAGCCAAAUAAUGCUAUCCAGCGGCAAUCUAGUUCUAAUGCUGACACCUGAUUAAUGUUUGGUUAUGUG